AUGAGGGAAAUUAUCAAUUUGGCUAUAGGCCAAUGCGGUAACCAAGUCGGUACUGCCUUUUGGGAUAAAAUCUGUGGAGAACACGGUCUAGAUAGAAAUGGUAAUUAUCAUGGGAAUGAAGAAAUUCAACAGGCGAAACUAGAUGUUUACUUCAACGAAGUAUCUUCUGAGAAGUACAUCCCAAGAGCAGUGUUAGUUGAUUUAGAUCCAGCAGCUAUCAAUGAGGUCAAGGAUUCCAAGAAUGGUACCCUAUUUACACCUGACAACUUGGUUUCCGGACAACGCUCCACUGAAAACAUUUGGUCAACAGGUUUCCACACUAGUGGAGCUGAGUUGGCUGAUUCAGUUAUGGAUGUAGUUAGAAGAGAAGCCGAAGCUUGUGACUUUUUACAAGGUUUCCAAAUUACCCAUUCACUAAGCGGUGGUACUGGUUCAGGUAUGGGUAGUUUAUUAAUGACCAAAAUUAGAGAAGAAUAUCCAGAUAGAAUGAUGGCCACUUUUUCGGUUGUUCCUUCGGAAGUGAAUGCACACAUUCUUGAUCCAUAUAAUGCUGCAUUUUCAAUUCAUCACUUGAUUGAAAACUCUGACGAAACUUUCUGUAUCGACAAUGACGCUUUAAGCAGCAUUUGUAGAAGAACACUGAAAUUUCAUGAACAAAACUAUGCACAAAUGAACAAUUUGGCAUCAUCAGUUAUGUCGGGCGUUACCUCUUCGUUGAGAUACCCUGGCCAAUUGAACUCUGAUUUAAGAAAGUUAGCAGUGAAUCUAGUUUCAUUCCCAAGGUUGCAUUUCUUCCUGGUCGGCCAUGCGCCUUUACCUUCGAAUAAUUCAAUUUCCACCAGUCCUUCAGUUCUGGAAUUAACUCAUCAAAUAUUCAACCCAGAGAACAUGAUUACAACAUCUGAUCCAACAAGUGGUAGAUGUCUAGCCGGGGCUGCAUUCUUCAGAGGAAAUUUUUCUGUCAAGGAAAUCGAAGACGAAAUGCACAUGGUUGGAAGUAAGUACGAGUCUUCAUUCUUUGAAUGGAUUCCAAAUAAUGUACAAACUACUAUAUGCUCUGUCCCUUCUGAGGGAUCUGAGACGUCUGUGUCAUUUAUUGCUAACAACACCUCAAUUAAAGACUUAUUCAUUAGAGUUGGUGAUCAAUUCAGAGCCAUGUUCAGAAAAAGAGCGUUUAUCUUAACUUACACCUCAAUGGGUAUGGAUGAAAUCGAUUUCAUCGAGGCUGAAUACAAUAUAAAUGACUUAAUCAGCGAGUAUCAUCAGGAUCAAGAUGCAGAAAUUGACGAUGACGAAGAAAACUAA
Messenger RNA from Dujonia railenensis, 1305 nucleotides. Lineage: Eukaryota; Fungi; Ascomycota; Pichiomycetes; Serinales; Debaryomycetaceae. The record is from the annotation of a GenBank genome assembly.